UUUUACAACAAUUACAGCCAUCGAUUUAAGCUGCAGUAAUAUAAUAAUGAAUACUUUGUUCCUUCGCAAUUUCUAUAAUAAAGGCGGCAACAAAAAAUUUGAAUUUAAAAAUUGCAUUCAAAACAGCUGUCAAAUAGGUAACAUAGGUUAUGUUUGUUAUGCACUACUUCCCCUACAAGUUAGGAAAUGUUCCCUACAUUGAAACCUACUUUUAUAUACUCUGUGCAUCUGUGGGAGGGAGAUAAAAUCUGCAUGUUAUGGCAAUUAAAGUAAAAGGUAUGUCAAUCUGUCACUCACUCAGGAUAUUGAUUCAGUAGAUGUCUGCAGCUGCAGUAGGAGGAGGCUUACAUAAUUUUUUGUGAACAUUCAUACUGGCUUGAGUGGUCUACUUUAGAUUUCCUUGUGACUUGUGUGUAACAGGUGGUUUUCAGGCAUUGUUGCCUUUUAAAAAGAUAUUGUGUUUAAUAUAAUUUAUAUUUGCAUAGAGACUUUAAAUUAUUAGUUCCAUAAUGGCUUACCCAGAAGAAAAAAAAACGGUUGAGAUUGUGGUCAUAACGGUUGAGGUUCCGGUUCCCAACCCACCCCUACCACCUGUUGCCAACGGAGGAAACAGCAACCAACCAUCGGCUCUCAAUGGACAUGUCCCACAUUAAUGAUCUAAUAGGCGUAUUGCGCGGGCUCCGUUUAGUGGCGGAAGCGGGUUUGAAAACUCAGCAAGAAGUAUCAAGUAUACUAUGGAAUAACUCUAGCUUGAAGCAAAUACUUUCCAACUGUCCGACUAACCCACUAGCCUUCAAUCCUAACCCACCUUCUGCGAAAGAGCUCGUGGAAAGGGCCUUUGUAGUUGCGCACGGUCUUCGACAGUUCGCUGUGCUACAAGUUCCAAACAUGAGUGCCAACGUGCCGGUCCCCGAAAUCGACCAGCAGAUGAAAGAAGAGAUUGAGGAGUUAAACAGGGAGUUUAACAGAACCUUCGAUACACUGAAGAAGAUUCAGAGCAUUGAUAUUCCGCCGCCCCCGGCUCCCGCUGUCACGCCCAUUGCGCCGUCUCAAUAUUCGGCUCCCAUCGAGGAGUUGCACGAUCGCAUUCAGGAGGCUAAAGACCGCGAGGUGCAGCACACUAUUCGGGUGAUAGCUUCCUCUUACCCCGCACCUGUGUGGAUAGACACACCUAUGCCAAGUCCAAGCCCUUCUGAUUCUUCGUCGUCUAGUAGCUCGAUGGGGCCUAAGCCUGUGGCUAAGAAGAAGAUCAGAGUAGCUUUGAGUGAGAACUCAAAACCACGAGUGGUGCCCUCUUCGCGUAUCGGACGGAUGUUCUCGUUCGGAUCUUUGGCAGCCGGACUGGGCGUGGGAACCGUAGCCCAGUAUGCUAGGAACACAUUGCAGUCUGUGACGGGACGAGUGGAUGAGUCCGCCAAUGCGUUCUUAUCGCCAGCGAAUGCUGAAAGGAUCGUCGAUACGCUGUGCAAAGUUCGAGGUGCUGCCCUCAAGCUUGGUCAGCUAUUGAGUAUUCAAGAUGAUUCGAUGAUAUCACCGGAGUUGCAGCGCAUUUUCCAACGCGUGCGUCAAUCUGCAGACUUCAUGCCAUCGUGGCAAGUGGAGAAGGUGAUGAGCGCUCAGCUGGGCCCGGAGUGGAGACACAGAGUCGCUAGCUUUGAAGACAAACCGUUCGCGGCUGCCUCUAUCGGCCAGGUUCAUCUGGCAGUGCUGCACGACGGUAAGGAGGUGGCGGUCAAGGUUCAAUAUCCGGGCGUUGCUAAGGGCAUCAACAGCGACAUUGACAACCUGGUUGGAGUCAUGAAGGUAUGGAACAUAUUCCCCAAGGGUAUGUUCAUAGACAACAUAGUCGAGGUUGCUAAGAAAGAGCUUGCCUGGGAAGUGGAUUACUUGCGCGAGGCUGAAUGUACUAGGAAGUUCAAGAAGCUGCUCGCUCCGUAUCCCGAGUACUUCGUCCCUGAGGUCAUUGAUGAACUCUGCGCUCCUGAAGUAAUAACAACGGAGUUGGUAGACGGCGUGCCACUAGACAAGUUGUUUGAAGCAGAGUACGAGGUCCGGGCUGACAUUGCAUACAAGAUCAUGCAGCUUUGCCUGCGAGAGAUGUUUGUACUGCGUUGCAUGCAGACCGACCCUAACUGGGCGAACUUCUUCUACAACCCAAAUACUAAACAGGUUAUCCUGUUAGAUUUCGGUGCCACUCGCGAGUACUCGAAGGAUUUCAUGGACCAGUACAUUGAGAUCAUCCACGCUGCUUCCCGCGGUGACAGGAAAGCCAUUCUCGAAAUGUCACGCGAGAUGAAAUUCCUCACUGGAUACGAGUCGAAGAUCAUGGAGGAGACGCACAUUGACACGGUGAUGAUAAUGGGAGAGGUGUUCACGAGCGAGAGUGCAGGGGAGUUCGACUUCGGCACGCAGCAGACAACGCGCCGCAUCCAGGCCCUCGUGCCCACUAUACUCACGCACCGGCUCUGCCCACCACCAGAGGAAAUAUACUCCCUGCACCGCAAGCUCUCUGGAGUCUUCCUCCUCUGCUCCAAGCUCAAAAUCAAGAUGAACUGCAGGAACAUGUUCCAGGAGAUUUACGAGCAGUACAAGACGAACAGCUUCAGAUAGACCUUAGCAACCGUGGCUCAGGUGUGGUCCAGCUUCAAGUACACAAUAUUCAACAGCGAUUUCAUGGCCAAUUUUGACAUUCUCAAAUAAUUCCCAUUAAUGCAUUCGUAAUAGUCAUAAUAAAUGUUUACGUGUAUUCAAUUCAGUGUUUAUUAGCUCAACUUGAUGGAUAUCGAUGUUUCAAUAGAUGUUUAUCGAUGUGUGUUUAAAUUUAGGAAUGUCGGGUCAUAGGAACGGGGUUUUCCGAGCUUGGUCCAUCAUGUGGCGAUGCGUGCUCGUUUGUAAUUGGACAGUUUCCCAAAAAAUAAUUAUUCAUUUUACUACAAUUAAAUAUUCAAAAAUAAUCACACUUUUAUUCAAUAAUUUGACGAUAUACUUAAUUUUAGCGCAUAAGUGUGCUAUUUGACGCAAAAAUAUGAUCACGUCAGACAUAAGUGUGUAUUUCAAACAAAAGUAUCGUUUUUGACAUAUCGAUAAAAGUAUUGAAUUUAACAAGUUCUUAACUACCUACCGUAUAUUAUUAACAUGUAUGAACAUGUAGAAUAGCUCGGUACUUCUUACCGCGACUAUUCGCGAGUCUUUGUGCACUUUGAAGAGCCCCAGUGACCUCUUACCCGGGUUACUACGACCCGAGAAGCACAUGCAUUUUAACAAGUAGUUCAAAAUAGAUGAUUGUCGUCAAUCGUAGUAGUAUUAUCUAAUCUUACUAAACAUAAUAAUGAACGGUAAAUUUUGUUGCUGAUUUACAAUGAUGCAGAAUAUUCUAAGUUAUUUUAAAUAUAAUUUCAUCUGAAGGCAUUUUUGUUACCAAUUAGAUUUAUCUAGGUUAAGUUGUACAAUAAUACAAUCUAUAAUUUAUUUAACAGUUUAGUCCGUAUAAGUACUUGAACGGGAGCAGUCAGCUUACUUCUUGCGUCUGAGUACAAUGCGUGACAUUACUGCGGUUUUUGUUGCGAGUAACUGAAAUGAACGUAACCCAUAAGUCAUAGGAAUGUAUCAUAUCGCGUUUACAAACAAUCCGGUUGUGAUCCACAAUAUUUUUGAAACCGAACCUUGUGACACUAGUUGUGUACCAUGUUAUCUUUUUUGAUAAUUCUAUCUGGCACUAAGUUGUCGAACUAAACAAUAAUGUCACAGACACAUUGUAACAGAAACGUCCAUUUUGAACAAAGUUUAUUCUACUUUAAGGUUUGACUGAUAACUGAUAACGGUUGGGCGUUGCAUUUUUGUGACGUCUUAACUGUGUACCGUUUAUUUAUAUCAUCAACUUCGGGGAACAUUUCCGUUAGUAGAAUUAGGAUUAAGUACCAUUUUAUUUUUUUAGAUCACAAAAUAAAAUGAAUUACACUAUCCGCAUUCUAUAGGGCUGGCUUUGUUCGAUUGCCGUACUGGAGUGGCUGUGGAUUUUAUUUAUUUAUAAUAAAUGUACUAAGUACUUAAAUUAGGUUUCCAAAUACCUACAUAAUAUUUAUUUUGUUAUUGUUGCUGAGCUUGGAGUGGGAAGCACAAACACUGUUACUCCAUAGUAUUUGCGUAAUUUGCUGAACUUUUUCUUGUUUAGUUGGCUUUUUAUUGUUAUUGAUAUUGUGAGUACGUAGUAGAUGGUUUGUAAUUGUAAUAAGUGUUUAUUGUAUGACUGUACCCUACUGUAUUGAUGUUGUAUUCCCUUGUCGACCACCCAAACACCUAAGCCACGUGUUUCCUUUCAAAAACUACCUCUUCUCUAAGACUACCUUGUGAUCGUAUUUGAAAUUUAGUAUUAGCAAAUUAAUGUUGUGUAGUAACACUGUUUGUAAAAUGAAUGUUUAUUCUAUAUCUGAAUAAAUAAAUAAACUCGUUGUGGACUA
Messenger RNA from Spodoptera litura, 4457 nucleotides. RefSeq names its product ubiquinone biosynthesis protein COQ8, mitochondrial (gene Coq8). The record is from RefSeq and is a predicted model, not a curated record. Gene Ontology annotation, biological process: ubiquinone biosynthetic process. NCBI's taxonomy places the organism in Eukaryota, Metazoa, Arthropoda, Insecta, Lepidoptera, Noctuidae.